AUGUCCUUGUCAGGAAAGGUCGCCAUCGUCACCGGCGGCGCGCGAGGCAUCGGCGCCGCGAUCGCGUUGAAGCUCGCACGAGAAGGAGCCAGGGUCGCCUUCACGUUUGUAAGCACAUCAUCUAUAGCAAAGGCCCAUGAGGUCAUAUCCGAGAUCGAGGCCUGUGGGUCCUCGGCGACGGCCAUCCAGGCCGACGUCUCGAAGCACCAGAAAAAGGUCAUCGAGCGCACGAUGAUGGCCUUCGGCGUCACAAAGAUCGAUAUCCUCGUUAACAACGCCGCCGCUACGCUCAGCGCGACGCUCGACGACACGACGACCGAGGACUACGACCGCAUUUUCGAUACCAACACCCGCGCCGUCUUCUUCAUGAUGCAGGCCGUCAAGCCCCACAUCGCCCCGGGCGGUCGGAUCAUCAACAUCUCGUCCGUCGCGGCUCGCGCUGACAGCCCCGGUAGCAUGGCGUAUGCGGGCAGUAAAGCUGCCGUCGAGGCCUUCACGCGCGUUGCGGCGCGGGAAAUGGGGCAGGCUCACGGCGUCACUGUGAACUGCAUCAGUCCGGGCACGGUCAAAACGGAGAUGUUUGACUCGCUGCCGGACGACCAGCGAAGCGCCGACCUGGAGAGGGCGACUCUCACGCCCGCGGAGGCCAGGCUGGGCGCCGUCGAGGACAUCGCUGACGUCGUUGCCUUCGUGGCGAGUGAUGAGUCCAGGUGGAUUACGGGGACGGUUAUCCCGGUCAAUGGAGGCCGGCUGAUGAACUGA
This is a messenger RNA of Colletotrichum navitas, 762 nucleotides long. RefSeq names its product short chain dehydrogenase. The transcript has 2 exons. The coding region runs from base 1 to 762 and encodes 253 amino acids. Gene Ontology annotation, molecular function: oxidoreductase activity. The record is from RefSeq and is a predicted model, not a curated record. Lineage: Eukaryota; Fungi; Ascomycota; Sordariomycetes; Glomerellales; Glomerellaceae.